Thamnophis elegans (Western terrestrial garter snake) is the source of this 5721-nucleotide messenger RNA. It is a transcript of the gene GAPVD1, whose product is annotated as GTPase activating protein and VPS9 domains 1. The record is from RefSeq and is a predicted model, not a curated record. Lineage: Eukaryota; Metazoa; Chordata; Lepidosauria; Squamata; Natricidae. The transcript has 26 exons. Bases 105 to 4469 code for a protein of 1454 amino acids. Gene Ontology annotation, biological process: vesicle-mediated transport; regulation of GTPase activity. Gene Ontology annotation, cellular component: cytosol; endocytic vesicle. Gene Ontology annotation, molecular function: guanyl-nucleotide exchange factor activity; small GTPase binding.
GGAGCAGCGGCGGCGGCGAGAGGCGGGCGGGCAGGCGGGCGGCGGCGGUUCUGCCCCUCAGCUAUCUUUGCUGGAUUCUUCCGUUGCUGCCUCCUCUUUUGAAGAUGGUCAAGCUGGACAUCCACACCUUGGCCCACCACCUGAAGCAGGAGCGGCUCUACGUGAACUCCGAAAAGCAGCUGAUCCAGAGGCUGAACGCUGAGGUGCUGAAGACGGCCGAGAAACUCUAUCACACCGCUUGGAUCUCCAAGCAACAGAGGAUCAAUUUGGACCGGCUAAUCAUCACCAGUGCUGAUGCCUCACCGGCCGAGUGUUGCCAGCACGCCAAAGUGCUGGAGGACACGCAGUUUGUGGACGGCUACAAGCAGCUGGGCUUCCAAGAGACGGCCUAUGGCGAGUUCCUUCACCGGUUGCGCGAGAACCCCCGCCUUAUCGCCUCCUGCCUGGUGGCCGGGGAGAAGCUGGCGCAGGAGAAUAUCCAGAAUGUCAUCCACACCGUCUUCACCUCCAUCUACGGCAACUGCAUCAUGGCGGAGGACGAGAGCUUGCUCCUCCAGGUCCUGCGCUACCUGAUCGAGUUCGAGCUGAAGGAGAGCGAGAACCCGCGGCGGCUGCUCCGGAAAGGCACCUGCGCCUUCAGCAUCUUCUUCAAGCUCUUCUCCGAGGGCCUCUUCUCCGCCAAGCUCUUCCUGACGGCCACCUUGCACGAGCCCAUCAUGCAGCUCCUGGUGGAGGACGAGGACCACCUGGAGACAGACCCCAACAAGCUCAUCGAGCGCUUCACGCCUGCCCAGCAGGAGAAGCUCUUUGGGGAGAAGGGGUCAGAGAGGUUCCGGCAGAAGGUCCAGGAGAUGGUUGAGUCCAACGAGGCCAAGCUGGUGGCCCUGGUCAACACCUUCAUUGGCUACCUCAAGCAGAACACCUACUGCUUCCCGCACAGCUUGAGGUGGAUCAUGUCCCAGAUGUACAAGACGCUCUCCUGCGUGGAGCGGCUGGAGGUGGGCGAAGUCCGGGCUAUGUGCACCGACCUCCUCUUGGCCUGCUUCAUCUGCCCCGCAGUGGUCAACCCGGAACAGUACGGGAUUAUUUCGGAUGCGCCCAUCAACGAAGUGGCAAGGUUUAAUCUGAUGCAGGUGGGGAGGCUCCUGCAGCAACUGGCUAUGAUUGGCUCUGAAGACGGAGAUCCUCGCCUCCCCAAGGCCAACCUGGGGAAAUUUGACAAGGGCUGUGUGGCUUCGUUCCUGGAUGUGGUCAUCGGCGGGCGGGCGGUAGAAACCCCGCCUAUGUCGUCCAUCAACCUCCUGGAAGGUCUGAGUCGAACAAUGGUUUAUAUGACCUAUAGCCAACUUACUACGCUGGUGAGCUUUAUGCGGAACGUCAUGUCCGGCGAUCAGCUGAAGGAGGAUCGAGUGUCUCUCGAAAACCUGCUUUUAAAUCUACCCCAGAACAAGCCGGGGAAGAGCGGGAGCCAGGAGCUGACCCCUUACAACACCCCGCAGCUCUCGCCUGCAACAACUCCAGCCAGCAAAAAAAAUCGACUGGCCCUCGCCACGCGCAGCAGGAGCCGUUCCCAUAUUCAGAUGGACCAACAUCCAGAUUACGAUGGGUUCUCCCAAGAGACCAUACAGGAAGUCCAGCCGGAAGAGGUGUUGGUCAUUUCUCUAGGGACUGGUCCACAAAUCACCCCUGGAAUGAUGUCAGAAAAUGAGGUUUUAAACAUGCAGCUGGCCGAUGGGAGCCAAGGCGAUGUUCCUGUUGACGAUUCCAAACUCCACGGUAAACCUGAUAAAACCCUGAGGUUUUCCCUCUGCAGUGAUAAUCUGGAAGGCAUAUCCGAAGGCCCUUCCAAUCGCUCCAAUUCGGUAUCCUCCCUGGAUUUAGAAGGAGAAUCCGUUUCCGAAUCGGGGGCUGGCCCGUCGGGAAGUAACGGAGUCGAGGCCUUGCAGCUUCUGGAACGUGAGCAAGCUACCACCCAGGACAACCUGGACGAUAAGCUCCGCAAAUUUGAGAUUCGCGACAUGAUGGGCUUGACCGAAGACCGGGACAUCUCGGAAACCGUGAGCGAGACCUGGAGCACGGAUGUGCUGGGAAGUGACUUCGACCCGAAUAUUGACGAAGACCGUUUGCAGGAGAUCACAGGGGCUGCGGCUGAAAACGUCCUGGGCAGCCUGCUGUGUUUGCCUGGUUCCGGCUCGGUGCUCUUUGACCCCUGCACGGGUUCCACCAUCUCCGAAACCACCAGCGAAGCUUGGAGUGUGGAGGUCCUCCCGAGUGACUCAGAGGCUCCAGACCUCAAGCAGGAAGAAAGGCUGCAAGAAUUGGAGAGCUGCUCGGGGGUAGGAAGUGCCUCCGAUGAUACCGACGUGAGGGAAGUCAGUUCCCGGCCUAGCACACCAGGCCUCAGUGUGGUGUCAGGUAUUAGCGCAACGUCCGAAGAUAUCCCCAACAAGAUUGAGGAUCUCCGGUCCGAGUGCAGCUCCGACUUCGGUGGGAAAGAUUCAGUCACCAGCCCCGACAUGGAUGAAGCGGUGCACGGCGCCAGCCACUUGACCUCUCCUCCUUGUCCAGCGGAUUCCCUCCUCGCCAUGUUCGACCCCUUGGUGGCUCACGAAGUGGUCAGGCCCAAGGUCCACUAUGCCCGGCCAUCUCACCCGCCUCCGGACCCCCCCAUCUUGGAAGGGAGCCUGGGCAGCAGCGACGCCAGGCUCCCCAACUUCACCUCCCACAUGGCCAUGCUCUUCGACUCGGAGGCCUUCAAGCAGCGCUACUCCUACCCGGAAAGACUCGUGCGCAGCAGGAGCUCCGAUAUCGUCUCGUCCGCCCGGAGGCCCAUGAGUGAUCCUGGCUGGAACAGGCGAGCGGGGAACGAGGAGCGGGAGCUUUCGGGGCAGCCCGGGAUCAACAUCGGAGGGGUGGCGAUGAUCGCCGGACCACAGUCUUCGUUUUCGUCUCCGAGCAAAGAUUCCUGCAGGGGAGAGAUUGAAGACCGGAAGGACAGCGAUGACGAAAAAUCAGACCGAAACAAACCCUGGUGGAGGAAGCGUUUCGUUUCAGCCAUGCCCAAAGCUCAAAUUCCGUUUAGAAAAAAAGAAAAACAAGACAAGGAGAAGGAUGACUUUGUGCCCGACCGAUUUCCCUCUCUCCAAGACGACUCCAGCCCUCGGCUGAGCACUCAAGCCCAGGCGGCUGAAGACAUUCUGGACAAGUACAGGAACGCCAUCAAGCGCGCCAGCCCUUGCGAGGGGGCCGCCGUGAAUUAUGACAGCACCGAAGCCAUUGGGGACAACGAGAGCCUCCACGACGCCUUGCAGAACAUCUCGGCCGAUGACAUGCCGGAUUCGGCCAGCCAGGCAGCUCAACCGCAGGACUCCACUUUCUCCUACAGGGACGCCAAGAAGAAGCUGCGCCUGGCCCUCUGCUCCGCCGACUCCAUCGCUUUCCCCGUCUUGCCCCACUCCACGCGGAACGGCCUCCCCGAUCACACGGACCCCGAAGACAACGAAAUCGUCUGCUUCCUCAAAGUCCAGCUGGCUGAAGCCAUCAACCUCCAGGACAAGAACCUGAUGGCCCAGCUCCAGGAGACCAUGCGCUGCGUCGGGCGGUUUGACAACCAGACGUGCCGGAAAUUGCUGGCCUCGAUCGCUGAGGAUUACAGGAAACGGGCCCCUUACUUCACCUACCUGACCCGUUGUCGCCAGGGCCUCCAGACCACCCAAGCCCACCUGGAACGGCUGCUGCAGCGAGUCCUGCGGGACAAGGAAGUGGCCAACCACUACUUCACCACCGUCUGCGUCCGGUUGCUCCUGGAGAGCAAAGAAUCCAAGAUCCGAGCGUUCAUUCAGGAUUUCCAGAAGCUGACGGCGGCGGACGACAAAACGGCCCAGGUGGAAGACUUCCUGCAGUUCCUCUACGGGGCGAUGGCCCAGGACGUCAUCUGGCAGAACGCCAGCGAGGAGCAGAUGCAGGACGCCCAGCUGGUGAUCGAACGCAGCGUCAUGAACCGCAUCUUCAAGCUCGCCUUCUACCCCAACCAGGAUGGGGACAUCCUGCGGGAUCAGCUUCUUCAUGACCACAUCCAGAGAUUGUCCAAAGUGGUGACUGCCAACCAUAAAGCUCUCCAGAUCCCAGAGGUCUACCUGCGGGAAGCCCCCUGGCCAUCGGCCCAGGCCGAGAUCUGCACCAUCAGUGCCUACAAGACUCCCCGAGACAAACUCCAGUGCGUCUUGCGGAUGUGUUCGACCAUCAUGAACCUCUUGAGUUUGGCCAACGAGGACUCGGUGCCCGGAGCGGACGAUUUCGUUCCAGUGCUCGUUUUUGUCCUCAUCAAGGCCAACCCUCCUUGCCUCCUCUCCACCGUCCAGUACAUUAGCAGCUUCUACGCCAACUCUUUAACCGGGGAGGAAUCGUAUUGGUGGAUGCAGUUCACCGCAGCCGUGGAGUUCAUCAAGACCAUCGAUGAACGCAAGUGAGCCCAGCCGGCCUUUCCUGCUCCGGGGGGUGGGGUGGUGGGGGAGACACCCUGAGGCCACGUAGAAGCUCCUCACGAAUGUAUUUCUCCUGGUCCCCACCGGAGAGAUGCCAGCAUUGGAAAGGGAAACCCCUCGCCUUCCCUCUGUGUAAAUACGGUAUUAAUCCGACUAAUAGGAGUGCUGGGAUGCGUUUCUCAUUAUUAUUAUUUUUGUAUCCAAAAGAAAAGGUUUCUUUUCCGCCCCUCUUCCUGCUUUUUCGUUUAGGAACUAGCGUGAGAUUCCAAAAGGGACCAUAUUUUAUAAGGAAUCUUGGAAUCUCCCCGAAGUCUCUGACUCUCUCUUUUUUUUUUUGUUGUCCCUGGGAAUCUCAACGGACGGAGAAGUUUCUUCCUUUCCCCGGGAUGAUUUCCCUUUCCUUUCUCCAGUAAUAAGAAUAGUAAUAAAGCCACAAUAUUUUUUAUUUGUCAAUCUGGGCUGGGAGCGAAGACGGAGGUUUCUUAACCAUCUUUUUCAUUCGCCUGCAUCUUCUGGUGGGGGUGGGGGGGGUGGGGUGGUGAAAAGAAGAGAGCCCCCUCCCCUCCAAAGCCGGAAGGGAAGAGCUUGCAGGAAGCAAAAAAAAAAAAAAAAAGCCGAAAAGGGAAACGUUUCAAUCAUGAUCAAAUCGCACGAAUGGGAAACUCUUUGCUGUCCGGUGGUUGUGCGAACGGCCGGAUAUCUCGGGCGGCCCACGGAUUCGAGUCGGGACACAAUUUCUCCAGAUCAAUGCUUAUGACUGCCUACUGAAUUUAAAGCUGAUUUUUCCCCCCCUCCCUUUCUCCCUUUUGGAGGGAGAGGGGAGAUCAAAGCCCACGUAUUUAUUUUUAAAAUGUGAAAAUUUACUAACACUGGAAGUCACCCGAAGUGGGGUGGGGUUUUUUUUUUGGGGGGGGGAGGGUUGUUUCGUUUUCUCAGUUCUCAUCGGUCUAGGUUUUUUUUUCUUUUUGGGGGUAUUUUUUUUUUUCUUUUUCCAAACGAAAUUCGACAGAGCCUUUCAGUAUUUGUCUGUUGCACAAGGCAGGAAGUUAGAAACAAAAGGGAUUGUGGCAAAGAAAUGGUAAUAUAUAUAUAUAUAUAUUUAUAUAUACAUAUAUAUCUAUAUCUAUAUAUAUCUAUAUAUAUAAAAAAAGUCUCGAUACCUUUGCUUUUUCCUUCUGGAAGACUGUGUAUACUGUACAAAUCCCAAAUGAACUUUUUUCCCCUCCCCGACGAAAAC